Messenger RNA from Linnemannia hyalina, 1227 nucleotides. Lineage: Eukaryota; Fungi; Mortierellomycota; Mortierellomycetes; Mortierellales; Mortierellaceae. The record is from the annotation of a GenBank genome assembly.
AUGCAAGGACAACACCCGUCCAACAUGCAGUACAUGCAUCAGGUCGCCGGGCUCUCGGGCCAGAACAGACAAGGAACUGGAGGAGCUGGAGGAGCUGGAGGAGCUGGGGGAGCUGGAGGAACUGGAGGUGCACCACCAGGAGGACUCUCUGCAGGCGGGAUGCACGGACUGGGGCCCAACCAGAUGAACUUUGGUGCAGGAGGUGGAGGAGUUGGAGGAGGCGUCAAUGGAAUGAAUAAUAACCAGCUUGCCAUGCAACUCCAUCAACAGCAGCAACAACAGCAACAACAGCUCCACCAGCAGCAACAAAGACAGCAACAGCAGCAGCAACAGCAACAAUUGCAGCAGCAACAACAACUUCAGCAGCAGCAGCAACAAGCUCAGGCUCAGGCGCAAGCUCAAGCGCAAGCUCAGGCGCAAACCCAACAGCAGCAACAACAGCAACAAUUUAGGAUCGCGACUAUUGAGGACGAAAAGAUCUACUUACUGGUCCUUGAAUUGACCAACCCUGUCAACCGUGAGCAAGCCUUGCUGGAGUUGAGCAAGAAACGCGAGCAGUUUGAUGAACUCGCCCUCGUCCUCUGGCAUUCCUAUGGCGUGAUGGCUGCAUUGCUGCAGGAGAUCGUGUCAGUGUAUCCUUUGUUGGUUCCCUCAGGAUUGACAGCCCAUGCCUCCAACCGCGUAUGCAACGCCCUGGCGCUUCUGCAGUGCGUGGCCAGUCAUCCAGAGACCAGGGGUCUCUUCCUCAAUGGUACUAACGACAACACAGAAGUGAUCACAUUCUUGCUUUCAACUGAGAUCAUCCCUCUCUGCCUUCGCAUCAUGGAGACCGGAAGCGAACUCUCCAAAACUGUUGCGAUCUUUAUUGUGCAGAGGAUCCUGCUAGAUGAGACUGGACUGGCAUACAUCUGCCAGACAUACGAGCGAUUUUACGCUGUUGGCACAGUUCUUAGCAACAUGGUCUUCCAACUAGUCGAUACCCUUGCCGUUCGACUCCUCAAACACGUUAUCAAAUGCUACCUCCGCCUCUCUGACAAUGCCAGGGCUCGGGAGGCGCUGAGGCAGUGUUUGCCGGAACCGCUGCGGGAUGCGACGUUUGCGCAUGUUCUCAAGGAUGACCCCAACACGAAGCGAUGCUUGUCGCAGUUGCUCCUUGCUUUGUCCGACACCUCCAACAAUGCCAACACCACCAACAACGCCACCAACAACAGCGGACUUGGCAACUAA